This is a messenger RNA of Rotaria sp. Silwood1, 1494 nucleotides long. Lineage: Eukaryota; Metazoa; Rotifera; Eurotatoria; Philodinida; Philodinidae. The record is from the annotation of a GenBank genome assembly.
AUGUCAAGUAAAGUAAAUGAAAAAAGUCUUAAAAUUUAUACAUCUCAACCAUGGGAAUUGGGAAAGACAUGUUUUCUAUUAUUAACAUGGAUUGUUCUGGGUAUUCAUUUGGAAAUCAUUGGUCCAACACUAAAUGUAUUAGCUCGACAAACAAAUGCUACAUAUAGUGGAAUAAGUACUAUAUUAAUAACACGUGGUGCUGGUUAUGUCGUUGCAAAUAUAGUUGGAGGAAUAACACAAAAUAUUGUUAAAGAACAUCCUGAAGGUUUAUUAUCAGUUGCAUUUUUGAUUGCAGCUAUUGUUGUUCUUUCAACACCAACUAUUUUCAAUUUAAUAAUUCUUGCAAUAGUAUUUUUCUUUCAAGGAAUUUCUCAAGGAAUAACUGAUCUUGGUGGAACAAGUUUAUUGUUAACAAUGUGGGGUGAUAAUGUUGCUGCUCCACUUAAUGUUGUUCAUGUAGGUUAUGGUUUUGGUGCUGUUUUUGCUAAUUUAUUUGUUCGACCAUAUCUUGGUGAAGAUAUUAAAAUAAAUGAAACAUUAAAUAAUUCAACGAUAUUACCUGAAAAAGAUAAAUCAAAUAUUCUAAUACCAUAUUCGAUAACAUCAUCACUUUGUUUAUUAAUAUCAAUAGGUCAUUUCAUAUUUUCAAUACGUGAACAUAGAAUUCGACGUGAAGCUCUUCGAAAUCGUCCAAUAAAUUAUGUAUCAGUGUCAACAUCAGCUAUUAAUGAAAUAAAAGAAGUUGAAAUUAAAAAUGUUUCUCAAUAUUCUCCACAAUCAUGUGGAAAGGGUUAUUUCACAUAUGGUUUAUUAAUGUCAAUAACUUGGAUAUUUUAUAUGUUUUUUGUUAGUGGAAAUGAUUUAACAUUUGGAAAAUUUUUUUUUGCAUACCUUAAAUCAUCACAAUUUUCUAUUACAACAUCAGGUGCUGUUUGGGGAAUGAUUAUUUAUUGGUCUUCUUAUUCGGUUGGUCGUUUAAUAUGUGCAAUAACAUCGGUAUUUAUUCCAGUUCAUAUAGCUAUAGGUAUAUUAUGGAUUUUUGGAUUGGUAUUGGCAAUAACAUGGUUUAUAUAUGUAUGGAUUAUUGGUUUAACAAUUACAAGUCUUUUUGUUCUUGGGGCAUUUACUGGUUUUAUUUUUUCUCCAAUAUUUCCAUUGUCAUUUGCAUUUAUCAAUCAACGAUUAAAUGUAAAUCCAUUUCUUGUAGGUUUUCUUUUAUGUGGUUCAGCAUUUGGUGGUAUGGCAUUUCAAAAAAUUGCUGGUAUUGUUUUGGACAUCAAAGCAAAUCAUUUUCCAUCAUUAUUAAUGACCUGUGUUGUAUUAGCAAUUAUAUUUUUUGCUAUGGCAUUUAUAAUUAGUUCAAUUCAUCAAAGAAAAUUAAACUCAAAUAAAAAUUCUCUUCCAAUAUCUGAUAACAAAGAUAUUUCAAACAAAAGCGAAGAAGAACGACAAAUGGAAGCAUAUUUAACAAAAGAUGAACAAGAUAAAAAUUAA